AUGUCCUAUUCCUCAUUGGCUGUCAUACAAUCAAAUGCGAAGAUGCCAUGGCAUUCCGUGCCCUCCCUGAACAUUGCUGAUAUUUCUGUCCUCCAUCGUGGUCAACCCAGCCUUCUCACUUAUGGGCCAUCCAAUACCAGCUCCUGGCCAUCCAGCAGUGCAGAUGCAAAUCCAUUCUGCCUGCCAAUAGAGGAUGAUAUGCGAUGUCCUUGCCACCUUGCUGUGAGGCAUUACCUUGGGUGUUCCUUCAGUUAUUCACUCUUCCUCAAGCAUGUUCUCCAUUUUUCAUCUUCUGCCAAUGUGGGGCCACAGCUUCAACUAUUCCAUUCAACCAUCUUUUGGUGUCUUGUGCCAUGGUGUUCUCAUGUGUGCAAUGCAGCCAACAGCAACAAAGUGAUAGCAAUUCCACGUGUCAAGAACAUCCACACUCUCAAACUUUGGUUAAUGCCAGGGUGGAAUUUAAGAUCUGUCUCGCUUGUUUUUAUUGUUUGGGUUCCAGUGGCGGAUCAUCUGAGCAAAUGGACAGGCACAAGACAUGGUGACAGCCCCAAGUCAAUCCCACACCUGCCUGUUUGCAUCCAUAACCAGCUGAGGGGCACCAGCUGGUUACAGAUGUAA
This is a messenger RNA of Cantharellus anzutake, 618 nucleotides long. RefSeq lists its product as uncharacterized. The record is from RefSeq and is a predicted model, not a curated record. NCBI's taxonomy places the organism in Eukaryota, Fungi, Basidiomycota, Agaricomycetes, Cantharellales, Hydnaceae. The transcript is spliced from 7 exons. Bases 1 to 618 code for a protein of 205 amino acids.